AUAUAAUAUAUAUAUAUAUAUAUAUAGAUAUAUAAAUGGGCUUCCUGAAAUAGUCCCUCUCUGUUUCAUUUUUCCUCCCUUAAACAAAAAUCUGACACGUCACGCAAAAGGAUGUUCAACGCCUUAGCAUCGUCGUCCACCAGCACCAAGGCAACUCCUCUUCUCUCCUGCUUCUCCAGACCUUCAAUUUCUCUCCCCAAAAAAUUCUUUCUUUCUCCCUCUAAAAACCCUAAGCCCUCUUCCCUCUUAACUUCCAUGAGUUGGCUGGGAAAGCUCGGGUUCGGCGCUCGCACUCCACCGGAGCCCUCCCUGGACCCCCACUCCUCCGCUAUCGCCCAGGGACCCGACGACGACCUCCCAGCUCCGGGGCAGCAGUUCGCUCAGUUCGGCGCGGGUUGCUUCUGGGGCGUGGAGCUCGCCUUCCAGCGAGUUUCUGGCGUGACGAAGACGGAGGUGGGGUACACACAAGGCUUUGUGCAUAAUCCCACCUACAACGACGUCUGCUCCGGCACCACGAACCACUCCGAGGUGGUUAGGGUUCAGUAUGAUCCCAAGGAGUGCGGGUAUGGUGCUUUGCUUGACGUGUUUUGGGCCAGGCAUGACCCUACUACCCUGAAUCGGCAGGGGAACGAUGUGGGAACACAGUAUAGGUCGGGAAUAUACUUCUACACACCAGAGCAAGAGAAGGCAGCAAGAGAAUCUUUGGAACAACAUCAGAAACUAAUGAACAGGAAGAUUGUUACUGAAAUUCUGCCUGCCAAGAAAUUCUACCGAGCAGAGGAAUACCACCAGCAGUACCUUGAAAAAGGGGGCCGAUUUGGUUUCAAGCAAUCUUCUGAGAAAGGCUGCAAUGACCCAAUCCGAUGCUAUGGCUAAGUCCUCUCCAGAUUCUGAAAAUCUUAUACUAUGGUUGUUAGGGGUUUGUGCUUUGGUACAUGAUAUACAAAAAUUUCAUGUGCAUUGUGGUUAUAUGGAUUCCUACUAGUAUAUGUAGCUUCUGAACAUGGGCCUGUUAUUUAUCGGCUGUCCACUCAUUCUCUUCUAUCUUUCUUAUGGACCAGAACCAAAAGGAAAGGGAGAAUUUGCAGUUGUAUUCUGUAUGCUGUUUGUUAAGGGUUAGAAUUGGUCUCGGUUGGUAAUAUCUACAGGAGAGUUCAGUAAUUAUAGGGGACAUUCUUUCUUGCAA
This is a messenger RNA of Vitis vinifera (wine grape), 1186 nucleotides long. Its product is annotated as peptide methionine sulfoxide reductase A1. The transcript has 2 exons. Gene Ontology annotation, cellular component: cytoplasm. Lineage: Eukaryota; Viridiplantae; Streptophyta; Magnoliopsida; Vitales; Vitaceae. Gene Ontology annotation, biological process: cellular response to oxidative stress. Bases 112 to 876 code for a protein of 254 amino acids. Gene Ontology annotation, molecular function: peptide-methionine (S)-S-oxide reductase activity. The record is from RefSeq and is a predicted model, not a curated record.